AUGGCCACUCCAAGCGUGCAAGAGGUUCUUCCUCCAUCGUUGGAUUCUACAUCUGAGCCACCGCCUCUGUUUGAUGGAACCACCAGGUUGUACAUCAAUUACCAGUGCCCAUUUGCCCAGCGGCCGUGGAUCGUCAGGAAUUAUAAGGGUUUACACGACAAGAUCAAACUGGUCCCCAUUGACCUCCAAAACAGACCCGCAUGGUACAAGGAGAAAGUAUAUCCUCAAAAUAAGGUGCCAUCGCUGGAGCACAACGGAAAAGUCAUUGGAGAGAGCCUGGAUGUGAUUAAAUAUGUGGAUAGUAACUUUGAAGGACCAGCUCUCUGGCCUGACGAUCCUGACAAACAAAAGUUUGCUGAAGAACUGCUAGCCUACAUUGAUACGUUCGUAAAAAAUGUGUUUGGGUCAUUCAAAGGAGACACAAUAAAAGAAGCUGGUGCUGAAUUUGACUAUCUGGAAACAGCUCUUCAGAAAUUCGAUGAUGGGCCAUUCUUCCUAGGCCAGUUCAGUCUGGUGGAUGCUGCUUAUGCUCCAUUUGUUGAAAGGUUUCAAAUCUUUUUACAUGAAGUGUGGAAGUAUGAUAUUACAUCAGGCAAGCCCAAACUAGCAGCAUGGGUCAAGGAGCUGAAUAACCUUGAUGCUUACAAGCCAACGAAGUGUGAUCCUAAGCAUCUUGUUCAGUUAUAUAAAAGCUACUUUUUGGCCCAAACCUAA
Fraxinus pennsylvanica is the source of this 714-nucleotide messenger RNA. NCBI's taxonomy places the organism in Eukaryota, Viridiplantae, Streptophyta, Magnoliopsida, Lamiales, Oleaceae. The record is from the annotation of a GenBank genome assembly.